Molecule: messenger RNA, 1731 nt
Organism: Zingiber officinale
Lineage: Eukaryota; Viridiplantae; Streptophyta; Magnoliopsida; Zingiberales; Zingiberaceae
Product: negative regulator of systemic acquired resistance SNI1-like
Exons: 15
Coding region: 120-1577 (485 amino acids)
Biological process (GO): negative regulation of DNA-templated transcription; DNA damage response; negative regulation of systemic acquired resistance
Cellular component (GO): nucleus; Smc5-Smc6 complex
Molecular function (GO): transcription cis-regulatory region binding
Source: RefSeq, a predicted model, not a curated record
CGAGGACAGUUGGUUGCCUUUCGUAAUGCGGUAUUUCUUUCACGAUCAUAAUCCAAAUUAGGGCUCUUCCGCACUUUCUCCUCCCUCUCUCUUCUUCUUCUCUUUUGUUCUCCUUCCAAAUGAAGAGUCCCAGCAGCAGCAGUAGCAGUAACCGACGAGCCAGCAGCGGCCACCGCAACAACAAUAACAAUGCAAGCAUCGCGGUGUGGGAAGAGAACACCAUGGCCAUCCUCGACUCCUCCGGCAUCAAGGAUUCUCGCGACGUCCACGACGACCGGCUCUGCUUCUUGGAAGCUGUUCGAUCUGCGUCGCUCGCGUCCGAGUCGCCUUCUGCUCCCUCCUGGAGGAUUUUUGACGCUAUCUUCCAGAUUCUCACGGACUGCAACUCUCUUGAACUAGCCAUGGCUAGUUUUCAGCUUCUCAUUGAGUUGGAUAAGCACUAUCCUCGAGUAUACUUGUCAAAAUCAGACGAACUUGAAUCAUCAUCCAGUGAUAUAAGCAAGCUUGUUGUGGUUAAAGAGGCAUGGUCACCAUUUAAUCUUGCAUCAGGCAGUGAAGAGGGAGCUGCUAAGGACUCGUGCUAUUUGUUUGACCCAUUGAGGUUCUCUAACUUGAUAGAUGACAUGGCUCAAGCGGUUAAAAACUUGGACUUUGAUUUCGCGGUCAAGCCCGUACAAAAUUCACUGGUGUUUCAAUAUCUUGUAAACGUCGUAGAGGUUGAUCUAUUACUUCGUCUUAAUUUAUACAAAGAAACACUAAACUGGUCACUUCUUAGGGAAUCAGUAAUGAAUCUUCUAUUGGGAUCACGAAAGUUAAAUUUUAAGAGUGUAGUUAGGGAUUGCAUGUCCAUUUUGCUUAGGAGGUGCCAUCAUAGUAUAUCAAAUAAUGUUCAGCAACUGAGGAAUUCUGAAAGCACAUGCUGCUCCCAAUCAGAUCAAAAUUCUAAGGUUGCUGUAGCAAUUGCUAUUUCUCAACUAGAAAAGGAAACUUGUGUUUCUAUACAGAAAUUUGUUGGGCUGGUUAUUGAGCUUGAUGCAGUGAGAAAAGAGGCAGAUUCUCUUGGACAAACUUCUCGUUUUGAUGGUCUUAGGCUUCCUAUCACUGAAUUUAUUGUGGAGGAAUUAACUUACAACAAAGAUAAUUUUGCCCCUUUACUUCUGGUCUUCUCUGAACCUAAAUGGAAGUUGGAGAUAAUUUUGCUGUACUUUUCAAAGUAUUUAAUCAAGCCCUCUGUUCGAACUCGUAGAUCGAAUGACACACCAGUUGAUGUGACAUUGGAAAGUGUUCUAAGCAACUUCUCAACAACUGCAAGUACAAAGAAUAUCGUGAAAAAAGUUUCUUCUGACUUAGCCUCACUGCUCCUGGCUCAUGCUUUUCAGGCCUGUCUCUCCCUAAUACGUGGUCCUAGGCAGAUUACUAAUUCUACCGAACUUAUUGGUGCAAAUCUUUUAGAGAUCUGUAGCAAAUUAAUUUCUGCUAUCAAAAUCAUCAGGAGAGUUGAUGGGAAGUUGGAGAUUACAUCCUUCACCAAGGAAGCUCUGUUUACUGCAGCAAUGAUUCUGAAAACAAAUGCUUAGCUGGUUUUGUGAAGAGAUCUCUAUAUUGUUGGUUUUGCAUUCUCCAAGUGCCUUUUUUUUGUUCCUGAUACUUUUUCCUUUUAAUUAGAAAGUGGAUAAAAUGAACAAACAAUGGCUUUUGAGCACAGAUUAAAGAUUAGAGAUCUUGCAUCAA